This is a messenger RNA of Suncus etruscus (white-toothed pygmy shrew), 942 nucleotides long. RefSeq names its product olfactory receptor 2F1-like. Gene Ontology annotation, molecular function: G protein-coupled receptor activity; olfactory receptor activity. The record is from RefSeq and is a predicted model, not a curated record. Gene Ontology annotation, cellular component: membrane. The transcript has a single exon. The coding region runs from base 1 to 942 and encodes 313 amino acids. Lineage: Eukaryota; Metazoa; Chordata; Mammalia; Eulipotyphla; Soricidae. Gene Ontology annotation, biological process: G protein-coupled receptor signaling pathway.
AUGAGAACAGACAACCUGACCUGGGUAAGUGAGUUUGUCCUUAUGGGGCUCUCCAGUGAUAGACAACUCCAAGCUGGCUUCUUUGUCCUCUUUGGAACUGCUUAUCUGCUAACCAUGUUGGGUAAUGGGCUCAUCGUCCUCCUGAUUGUGUUGGACUCCCGAUUGCACCUGCCCAUGUAUUUCUUCCUCUGCCACCUGUCGGUGGUGGACAUCGUCUACACCUCCAGUGGGGUACCCCAGAUGCUGGUACACUUUCUCCAGGAAAAGAAGACCAUCUCCUACAGCCGCUGUGCAACACAACUCUUCUUCUCUCUAGGCCUGGGGGGUACAGAGUUCUUGCUGCUUGCAGCCAUGGCCUAUGACCGCUAUGUGGCCGUGUGUCAACCACUUCACUAUGUGGUCACCAUGAGCCCGAGGCGCUGUGGGGCACUGGCAGCAGUCUCCUGGUGUGUGGGCCUGGUUAACUCUGCUGUAGAGACGGCAGUGACCAUAAGCCUGCCCACUUGUGGGCACAACGUGCUGAACCACGUGGCCUGUGAGACACUGGCCCUUGUCCGGCUGGCCUGCGUGGACAUUGCCCUCAAUCAGGUGGUCAUAGUGGCUUCCAGCGUGGUGGUGCUGCUCAUUCCCUGCGUGCUGGUGUCUCUGUCCUAUGCCCACAUCGUGGCUGCCAUCCUGCGCAUCCGCACAACUGGGGGGCGUCGUAAGGCCUUCGGGACCUGUGCCUCUCACCUCACCGUGGUCUCAAUGUCCUAUGGGAUGGCCCUGGUUACCUACAUGCAGCCCCGUUCCACAGCCUCAGCAAAUCAGGAGAAGGUAGUGGUGCUCUUCUAUGCUGUGGUGACCCCCAUGUUGAACCCCCUCAUCUACAGUUUGCGCAACAAGGAGAUGAAGGCUGCUUUGAGUCGCGUUCUGAUGAGGAGCUCUGAGUCAAAACACUAA